Dothidotthia symphoricarpi CBS 119687 is the source of this 5320-nucleotide messenger RNA. RefSeq lists its product as uncharacterized. Gene Ontology annotation, biological process: cytoskeleton organization. Bases 238 to 5043 code for a protein of 1601 amino acids. NCBI's taxonomy places the organism in Eukaryota, Fungi, Ascomycota, Dothideomycetes, Pleosporales, Dothidotthiaceae. Gene Ontology annotation, molecular function: phospholipid binding; protein binding. The record is from RefSeq and is a predicted model, not a curated record. The transcript has 4 exons. Gene Ontology annotation, cellular component: cytoplasmic side of plasma membrane; mitotic actomyosin contractile ring, proximal layer; plasma membrane.
UUGGUGGCCAUCGUUGGCGCUGCCUCCAGGGUCUCGACGUUUCCAUAGAAACGUCUACACCGACAACACACGCGUGCCGAUUCACCCCUCGAUACCCUGACCCUGGGUUUCCGCAUCCCCUGGUGCGAUACCCCAAUAUUUUACACGAGCAUUCUUUCUUUUUGCGAGCGUUUGUUGCUAGUUCCUGGUACCGCUCGUUUUGUGCACGUUGCACGUUUGGCCUGAACAUCUCACAAGAUGUCGGAGCCACCCUCAGUCUCGCUCUCGUUUGCGAACAACUUCUGGGGAAAAGAUGACGCCGGAGUGGGGCCUAUGCUGGACCGGAUGCAUUAUGCUAAAGUUACGAAUGACGAAUUGAAAUCUUUUUAUGCGCAAAGAGGGGCUAUCGAAGAGGAGUACGCGCGAAAACUCCUAAAUCUCUCACGCAAACCUCUCGGGUCCACAGAAACCGGAACGCUAAAAUUAUCGUGCGAUGUCCUCCGAGCCGAAGUCGAGUCCAUGGGCAAGUCCCACCAGAACGUCGCCCAGCAGAUGAAGACAGAAUUGGAGGAGCCAUUGGCCGCAUUCGCUGGAGGGAUGAAGGAGCGGCGAAAGAUUGUGCAGAACGGCAUCGAAAAGGUUAUCAAGCUCAAGAUGCAGCAGACGGGGACGGUCAACAAGGCGCGCGACCGGUACGAGCAGGACUGUCUGAAGAUCAAGGGCUUCCUCGCACAGGCGCACAUGGUCAUGGGACAUGAGGAACGGAAGAACAAGGCGAAGCUGGAGAAGACACAGAUCAACCUUACGACCACGAGUAGCGAAUACGAGGCAGCAGUCAAGAUUCUCGAAGAGACAACAGUCAGGUGGAAUAGGGAUUGGAAAGCUGCCUGCGAUAAAUUCCAGGAUCUCGAGGAAGAGCGCAUCGACUACACCAAGAGCAGUCUCUGGAAUUAUGCCAACAUUGCCUCGACAGUGUGUGUGAGCGACGAUGCCUCUUGCGAAAAGAUGCGCCUAUCGCUCGAGGACUGCGACGUGGAGAAGGACAUCAGCAGUUUCAUCAAGGACAGCGGGACUGGCCAAGAGAUACCUGACGCGCCCAAGUUUAUCAACUUCUGUCGUGGGGACGCCGAAACAUCUUCAGUAGUAUCCGACGACGACAACUACUGUGUAGCACAGUUCGCUAGGACUAUGAAUCCAGCGUAUCGUGCUUCAUCACCUCCCAUCUCAGUCUUCGAAUCGCACCACGACCCGAAUAACCCUCUAGCAAGAGAGUUGGGACUGCAGCAGGAUACCCAACCCAUUGUGCGGGAUGAAACCAGUAAGCGUGCGCGAAAGUCGAUAGACCAGAAACGACCACCUCCAGAGAUGCAGCGACACUACACAGAAUCGCCUCGACACUUCAUGGAGUCGCCUCAGCCGCCUAUGGAGUCGCUGCGAAGACAACACACGGAGCCAGUGCAACAAUUCGCAGAGCAUCCACGACGGUAUGCAGAGUCGCCACAGCAGUAUGUGGAGCCUCAAAGACAGUACAAAGAGCCACCGCAACAGUACGUAGAGGCUCCAAGGCAAUAUCAAGAGCCACCACAGCAAUACCAGGAUCCUCCACAGCAGUAUGUAGAGCCUCCACGACAGUACACAGAGCCUCCAAGACAGUAUGCAGAACCGCCACAACAGUAUGCGGAACCGAUGCGGAGACAACCUACAGAGCAACUACGACAGCACAUAGAGGCACCGCAAUACCCACCAGAGCCUUCACGCCAGUCUACAGAGCUGUCACGGCAAUAUACGGAACCGCCACAGCAGUAUGUGGAACCGCCACAGCAAUAUACGGAGCCGCCACAGCAAUACACAGAGCCGCCACAGCAACAAAUCGAGCCAUUGCGAAGACAGCAUACAGAGCCGCCACAACAACAACACAUCGAACCGUUGCGAAGACAACAUACGGAGUCCCCACAUCCAUUCGUAGAGCCUCCGCGUCCGUUUGCCGAGUCACCUCGGCAGUCCGUAGAGCUUCAGCGGCAUCGUCCAGAACCUCCGCGUCCAUUCGUGGAGACGCCUCGACAGUCUGGGGAGCUACAGCGCCACCGACCAGAGCCACCACGUCCGUUUGUGGAGUCCCCUCGACAGUCCUUGGAGCUGCAACGACACCGUCCAGAACCUCCGCGUCCAUUUGUGGAAUCGCCUCGGCAAUCAGUAGAGUUGCAGAGACACCGUCCAGAACCUCCGCAACCAGUGAAACCGGUGCAAGCUCCGCAACCAGUACAGAAAGCACAACCAGCACCAUCACGCCCAGCUUCGCGGGGAGUGCAGCCGGAUCCACGUUUGCUUCAAGCACAGCAGGAAGCAAAUCUCCAACAACAACAAAGCCAAGUCCCGCACAACGACUACCCGUCAGAUGGUAUGACACAGUUCUGCCGGAUUGGGCCACCGUCCGACCGAAGCACUAUCCCAAGCCCUGCAAGACCCGCCAGUGUCGAUUCGUUGAGCGAACACUCAAAUCAUACAUCUUUCUCUAGCAUCGAGCCACCCAGCGGCUCUGCUUCUCCUGGCAAGCCAUUGGCGCCGCAGUCACCGCUACCAGAACCUAGCCCUAUCGAAGAAAGCUCAGUACAGAAGAAGAGGAGCUUUUUCCAAAAUAGCCCGUUCCGGAGAAAGAGCAAGACCGAAAAGGACAUUCCAGUCGUGAAACCGAGCACCCAAAACACUAAGAAAGACAUUCCGGUCGUCCUAAAACCGAGCAAUCGCAACACUUGGGCACCUACUCCACGACAAACCAACAAUGAGAAUAUCAGCCCUACCAGACCGUAUAGCAGGGGUACUCGCCGCACAACCACUCAAGAAGCUCCUCGAACAGCCAGUCCCGAGCCCGUGGAUCCCCGAGCUCAGUUCCAGCUGAAUGUUGGAAACAAUGUGUUUGAUGUGGCCUCGCCGGACGGGAAAAAGCAGGAAGAGCAGGACGAGCCUCAAGAUGAGCUUGACCCUAUUGCUCAGGCUUUGGAAGAACUCAGAGGUGUCACUAAACAGGCCUCUACGCGUGUUACUGCCGACCGAUAUCAUGGUCUCGCCACGCCUAAGCCUCCACCCACACCCGCAGUGGGUUCGUCUUUGGCUGGAAGCGCUCCUACGCCGCUUGCGAAGCUCAAUGUAAGGGCCGCGAAAGAAAGCACACCUCCACCUUCCUACGAACCGCCCUCACCUGCGCAGCUACCGGCAGCACUACGACCGGCACCACAGCGACCGGCACCAAAGCCAUCAGUAUCACAGCGACCAAUAUUACAACGGCCGGUAACAAAACCUUUGGUUGUAAAACCACCAGUUUCGAAGCCGUUAGUACCACAGUCGCCCGUUCUACAGUCGCCUGUUCUACAGUCACCAACACCGCAACCACUCAUGCCGCAGUUGCCAGUGUCACAGCCACGAGUAGCACAGCCUCCUGCACUGCAGCCGCGAGUAACACAACCACCUGCACUACAGCCGCGGGUGACGCAGCCUCCAGCACUACAACCUCGGGUGACACAACCUCCGGCACUGCAGCCCCAGGUUCCACAAUCCCCAGCGCGAGUGACGCAACCUGCAGCGCUGCAGCCUCGCGUUCCACAAUCACCAGCACCACAGCCGCGAGUACCACAACAAACAGUACCACAGUCACCCAUAUCACAGCCGCGAGUGCCACCAUCGCUGAUGCCACAGUCGCCAAUUUCGCAGCCCCGAGUAGCACAAUCAACAGCACCCCAGUCACCAGCGCCACAAUCACCAAUGUCGCAGCCGCGAAUGGUACAACCCCCUGUAUCGAAACCACCAGUGCAACAGCCGCCAGUCUCGAAGCCGCCAGUCUCGAAACCACCUGUGUCGCAGCCGCCAGUAUCGCAGCCAUCGAUGUCUCGUCUAGGAGCUCCAAAACCCGCUCAUACUGCGCGCCAGAUGCAGAAGACGACGCAGAUGUAUGUUAAUCAGACGGCCAAUGUGUUCAAAGGCAACGAUAGUGCUCGGCCUUCAACCCGCGGUAGCACGAGACAGGAGGAGCCUCCGCGAGCGGCGUCUCCUGCACCUCCACGGGCGGCAUCUCCCGCCCCUCCUCGUGCUUUGAGCCCCCGACCGAGUCUGUACACUGCACCAAAACAGGCACCGUCUCGUCCAACAUCCCAACAGAUGCCGUCGCGUACCGCGACGCAGCAGGGUCCAUCCCGCACUGCGACACAGCAGGGCCCGUCCCGCGCCGCACAACAGCAAGCGCCAUCUCCAAGCACAUACCAUCCGGUACAGCAACCUCAAUCGCCUUCAACGUACCGUCCAGCGUCACGGCAACAACAACCAUCACCCGCUCCCGCCCCUACUCCUGCUGCCAACUUCCGGACAGCGACAUCAUCGCCUAACCCUUACGCUGCAUCCAAUGCUGGAAGGCCACGAGCCCAAACCAACGGUUCCACCUCAUCACAGGCGUACGGUACUCCUAUGGGACGCAAUUCCUACUCUUCUGCCCGAGCUCCUUCCCCAAGCGUAAAUAGCACUCCCACGCCUCGAGCUCCUUCCCCUCAGCCUCCUUCGCAACCCACUUUCGCAAGCUCUCGUCCAGCAUCUCGCGCCGCACCUAGCUCCCGAGCUGUAAGUCCUCAGCCUCAGUUCCGCCAGUCGCACGAACGGCCAUCUACCCGGGGAAGUGAACGAUCCAUGAACAUGGCACCCAGCGAGCGCGGCGAGGGCAGCGUUUUUGGUGGUGGAAGCGUGCACGGCGGAAGCAUAUACGGUGGCAGUUCACGUGGCAGACCGCAAAGCGUGUACCAAGGCGCUGGCGGUAGCAGUGCGGCUUCAGUCAGAGCGGAGUCGAGGACAAGGAGCAAGAGUCUUGCCGAGCCAAAGAACUAUAACACCGAUGGAAGGAUCAUAUUGAACUAUUCGCGCGCCAUGUACUCGUACACUGCCCAGAUUCCCGAGGAACUUGGCUUUAUGAAGGGCGAUAUUCUUGCGGUUCUGAGACUGCAGGAUGAUGGGUGGUGGGAGGCCGAGGCUGUUGGCAAGACUGGGAGACCGGGACUGGUUCCCUCGAACUACCUCCAGGCUUGCUAGACUUGUGUAAUGAUGUGGAUAAUGAGAUGGAGCGGACGAUGUCGAUUUCUGCAUCAUGGGUUUGGAUUGGAUUCUUGUUUUCAGCGAUUGCUACAUGCUACAUACCCUCGUUACGAUUGGCAUUAUGGCUUUGUUUUUGUUCGGCGUUGGGUUGAGUAACGAGGUGUUUGGAUCAGCUUGCUUGUGGACGAUUGAUAAGUCGUCAGUGUGUGGACAUUGGGUAAUAAAUUGUAUAUGAAUGUCUUCCCCACUUGUACAUUCAUCAGAUUGCUGUGGU